CUGCUUGAAGCGCCCCAUUCAUUCCUUUCACUCGCAUCCCAGCAGCGGCCCUCCCCUCCCGCUUCUCUCCGCCUGGAAAGAUGGCUGCUCCGGCGUUGGUGAGAAGCUCCGAGCCGGCGCUGUGCCCGAGCUUCGCGGAGGUCUGUUCGUUUCUGGAACGCUACGGAGCGGCCCUCGACCUGCCCGAGAUUACUUUCCCGCAGAUGGAGGGCUACCUGCGCGACAAGACGACAGUUCCUAAACCUCUCAUUGAACUUCAUGUGAAGCUGAUCCGAAAACUUGGGAAGACUGUUUCUUCUGACCGCUGGGAAAAAUACCUUGCCAAGAUGUGCCAGGAACUGAAUAGUGCCUGGGCGUGGGAGCUGGAACAGAACGGCUACCAGGAUAUGUCCAUGGAGUGCAAGUCCAGCAUCCUCAAAUAUCUGUGCGAGUGUCAGUUUGACGACAACCUCAAGUUCAAGAUGGCCAUCAACGAGGAGGAGCCAGAGAAGAUGCGCCUGCAGCCUAUCGGGCGGGAUUGCCAGGGCCUCAUGUACUGGCUUCAGCUGGACCAGGAGCAGAACAUCCGGUUGUACACGGAGGAGCAGGACGACCUGGAUGGGUCCACCUGGAGGUGCAUCGUCAGGACCCGCAACGACCUGGCAGAUGCUCUGGAGCUCCUGAAGGCCCAAGUUUCAAACCAGAACCGGGCUGGAUCUGGAAACAGCAGUCCUGCACAGAGAGAAGCUGUGGACGAGGUCAGCAAACUCAGCAAGAUCUCAGAGGGCGUUGUUGAUGGUGUGAAGGUUGAAAAUGAAGGAAAAAACCUAAAACAAGUGAGAACUCAAGAGCGGACGCCGACCAUCAAACAGGAGGUGAAAGAAGAGAAGGCCGAUGACCCACCUCCUGUUUUUGAUAACCACGUGAGCACCAUUACCUCCGUCAUCAAAACAGAGCGCACGGACUCCGAUGCCCACAAAAGCGCCGUGUCUGUUGUCAUGGCAACUGUCACGGCCACAUCAAAACAGGAAGUGAACAAGGAGGAGGAGGCUGAGCGCGCGGUCGUCAGGAGCAACCAGCAGGCUAAGAUACCGCUGAAGAAGAGAGAGCUGAAGCUGGCAGAAAGCUACCACAGUAACCACCUCAACAACAAGAGCAGCAGCAGCAGCAUCAUCGUGUGCAAUCCCGCCGUCAUCCACAGCAAGGAUGUCUCAGUGGCGCCCCCGAGUGGCCCUGCGGCAUCGCAACAGCAUCCUGAGUCGGUCCUGAAACGAGAGCUGACCAACGGGAGGGCGUCACUCCUGUUGCCGCACAAAGAGGGACAAAAUGAGGCUGUGAGCGUCAUAGGUCAUGUCGGGGUAAUCCGCGGCCCACCGGAGCGCGUUCAAACGCCCUGCGCUGGACAAGAAGAAGAAAACGGCUGCAGAGCUGUGGAGGAAGACAGAGAGGUGAGCCGGAAGUCAGUGCUGGUGAGAAAUGCACCCAUCGUCAUGGAGGCAGUAUCUGUUGCCACCACUUCGCCGCCUCAGCCAGCGGAGGGCGCUGAGAGACUGGAGGUGGAGGAAAAGGGCAAGAAAACAACAAAGGAUGAGGACAAAGAAACUGCAGAGAGCGUCCUUCAAGGACAGGACACCGACUCAGGAUCGCAGGGACUUCAUGUGGAAGAGGAAGGAAGCAAAGACAUGCUUGAGAAGGACACCAGUAUUUCAGGCUCCGCCCCUUCUGUCACAGAACCCCAGCAGGAGGGGGAAUGCAUCAAUGGCGGCCUGGUGGAUCAGUCUAGCGAGAAGGACAUUGUACAUGGUUCUGAGCACAGGUCACGCCCACUAGAGGAAGCCUCCUCAGAGCUCCAGAAAGAAGGAAUCAGGUUGAAGAUUAAGAUUCCUCCUCAUCGCAGAAACAAGCUGCGGGCCAAAGAGCAACAGAGGGAAGUGUCUGAAGGGGGCAGGUCGCUCAGGAGGUCUGCAAGGAUUUGCAAGCCCAGCUCCAAAGCCACUGACGGGCAGAAAAAGAAACGAAAGCAGACCACAAGAGAAGAAGAAGAAGAGGAGGAGGAAGGAGAAGAGGAGGAGGAGCAGAGUUUGGCGACCACAAAAGACAGAAAAGUUCAAGCUGUUGUCCACACCAGGAAGCGAAGGGGCAAACGGAGACACGGACGCCCCCGCUGGACCAACAUUCGCACCAAAAGACGCAAACCGAAUGACGCAGAGGAGGUGGUGGACAAAGAGGAGGCCAGCGAGGGAGGGUGCCACUCAGAGGAGUCCUGUCAAUCUGAGGAGAUUCCCAAGGAGGACGCCUGCUCUCACUGCGGCCUUCCCAACCACCCAGAACUGAUCCUGCUGUGCGACUCCUGUGACAGUGGAUAUCAUACCGCCUGCCUGCGCCCUCCCCUCAUGCUUAUCCCUGAUGGCGAGUGGUUCUGUCCCCCCUGCCAACACAAGCUGCUGUGUGAGAGACUGGAAGAGCAGCUGCUGAACCUCGACAGUGCUCUGAAGAAGCGAGAGCGAGCCGAGAGGAGGAGGGAGAGGCUGGUAUACGUCGGGAUCAGCGUGGAGAACAUCAUUCCUGGAGAUGAGGAAGAGGAGGAGGGAGAACAAACGUCAGCCAAGAAGAAAGAUCCAAAGAAAAGUAAAAAUCUGGGUAGGAGAUCAACCAGAACCAGGAAGCACAUUAGCUACAGAUUUGACGACUUUGAUGACGCCAUCGACGAGGCCAUAGAGGAGGACACUGGGGAUGUUCAAACAGGGGGAGGCAGAGACAUCACAGCUCUCCUGUCUCAGGACGGGAGGUUGGGUCGCCGCGGGCCAAUCAGAGCCCAGACACACACCACCACCAGGAACAAGAAGAAGCGGCGCCUGAACGAUCUGGAGAGUGACAGCACGGCGGCGGAGAGUGAGGACGAGUUCACGCUCAGUGAAAGCUCAGAGGAUGAAGAGUUCGGAGGCUCAGGCGCUGAUGAUGAUGACGAUGAGGAAGAUGAGGAUGCGGGCAGCUGGGACAGCGGGUCCCGCCCCAGACGGUCGGUGCCUAAGCACAGGCCCAGCAGGACCAAAGACAAAGCCGGGAGACGACUGGGGCGGCGCCGGCGCCGGAGACGCUCCUCAGAGGAGGACGGUGGCAGCGAUGACGAGCUGGACGCGGACCAGUACAGCGACAUGUCGGACUCUGAUAAGAAGAGGGGGGGGCUGAGGCGGGGCCACCGCCAGCAGGUCAACUACAGAGAGACUUCCGAGUCAUCUGACAAUUCCAGGACGUCUCCCAAAAGGGAAAAAGUCAAACCACGCGGCCGACCGCGCAAGGAACAUCUCUCCAGCGACUACAGCGAUGUGUCGCCUUCCUCACGGGACUCUGAAGAGGAGGACGACGAUGAAGCUGGUCGAAGGAGAAGAGAGAAGAGGAGCAGAAGAGAAGAGGAAGACGUCUGCGCUCGCCGAUCCAAAGAAAAGCAGAGAAGACGCCAAGGCGAGAAGGACGACGACGACCAGGCGAGAGGGAGGUGGCGUAAAAGGAAAUCCUCGGAAAAGGAGGAUGACGAAGACGAGCGGAGGACAGCCAGAGAGGAGGAAGACCCAGACAAAAUGGGCAGAGGGAAAAGGAGGGAGAUGCUGUCCCAGCAGCGCCGCAAGCGCCUCGCUCAGAUGCUGAAGAAACGCAGACCUUCCACGGAUGAAGACGACGACGACUCCCAAGAAUCUGAAUCUUCCUCCGAGGAGGACCGCCCCGUACGCAAAAGACUCAACCGCAUCGACUCGGACGAGGAGGAGGAAGAGGAGGGGGAGUCGGAGCAGGAGAUGAAGAAGUCAGAAGCUGGAGGGAAAGAUGACAGUGAUGCUCAGGACGAUGGGCGGGGCGACAGCCCGCCUCUGUCUAACAGACAUCGGACCUCCAGGGGCCCGACAAAGCCUGGGACCGCAGUUGCUGCCGAGCCCACAGAAGGUGAAAGGUUGGGCGGGCAGGACAAACACAAUGGCCCCUCACAUGCGGAGGAGGAGGAAGAGCAGGCCGAGUCAGACUCAUUAAACUCUGUCCAGAACAGUCCACAGUCGUGAUGGACCACAUUCUUCUUUGUGGCUUUUACUUUGGAACUUUCUGGACUUUUCUUCCCCCUCCCCUUCCUUGCCAUCAUAGUCCGACCGUCAUCACACUUGUAACACAAACGCACAAGUAGCUGCACGCUCUGACCAUAAAAGGACGCUAGAUGGUCACGAUUAUCCAUCCACCUAACUCUUCCUGAAAACCCUGUGGUCCUUCUCACAGCACUCCGUCAAUGAGUGCCAGGACACACUCUGGAUCACGUGACCUGAAGACUUCUUUGUCUCCUGUUGGCGAAGCAUCCAUUGACUUUUAAAGGGGGUGGCUUCCUGGAAAUGUCAACAGGUUGUUGGCUGUACAUACUUUACCGUGCCCUCUUCUUGUAAAAUAGUACAUGUUUAGUCUGUUUUAGUGCUCUUGUAAGAUACACUGUUCUAUUUUCUCUAUGAAGGAGAGGAGCGCUGCGGCACUGCGAGCCCCGCCGCCAUGUUUGAGAUUCUGCCACGGCUGGGAGCAGUGAAAGCGGACCAGAACGACAAAAAAUACUUUUAAUCAAGACGGCAGGGGGCAGCAUUUUAACCGCGAGAAACUGAAUUUCUCAUUUCCGUAUCAUUAGCUAAACUGACCAACAGCAACAAGGUGACGUUACAAUAAGCAGCCAGGGGGCGUGUCCUCCGGAGUUGCGGGGCCAAGCUGCUGUUCCCAAAUGACGGCCAACAUACAAUAAUACCUUUUCUUUUACUGUUUUAAAAGUUAACCUCCCACAAAUAUUCAUCUUUAAAGUUUUAUAAGUCUAAGCAAUAAAUGGGCUUAAAGAAAGAUGGUCAUCUGUAAUAAAAGCUAGAAAUUAUAUUUUACAUCAAUUUGGAACAUAAUGUAUUCUUUUUAAGUGCUGACCUGUUCUGACCUCCAAAUAGAAGGAUCAGCACAACCUCUUUCAAGAAUGCAUCGAAGGUGUUCAAUAAGUUCAUUUUAUAGUCCAACUCCCAAUUUAAUUAUUUUGAUGUAUUAACCAAUCAAAGCCCAGCAGGCCAGCCUGGUCACAUGUGACUAAAUAAUCACUUUAUUUUUUUACUGCUGGAAGUUUGCUGUGUUGAUUAAGCUGAUGCGCUCCCAUCACAAAGUGGUCCUCUUUCCAAGUGCAACUUACCAGGAUUGAAACAGACUCAAGUGGACGUGACUCUGUUGUUAUUACUGUAGUGUCACUGUCUCCUAAAUGUUGUCUAAGUUAUUAAAAACCAGCACUGCGAGCAUC
This is a messenger RNA of Dunckerocampus dactyliophorus (ringed pipefish), 5266 nucleotides long. It is a transcript of the gene rsf1a, whose product is annotated as remodeling and spacing factor 1a. The record is from RefSeq and is a predicted model, not a curated record. Lineage: Eukaryota; Metazoa; Chordata; Actinopteri; Syngnathiformes; Syngnathidae. Gene Ontology annotation, cellular component: RSF complex. Gene Ontology annotation, biological process: regulation of DNA-templated transcription. The transcript is spliced from 18 exons. Bases 81 to 4028 code for a protein of 1315 amino acids.